Molecule: messenger RNA, 3595 nt
Organism: Schistosoma haematobium
Lineage: Eukaryota; Metazoa; Platyhelminthes; Trematoda; Strigeidida; Schistosomatidae
Product: cAMP-specific 3',5'-cyclic phosphodiesterase 4D, variant 3
Exons: 11
Coding region: 1-3189 (1062 amino acids)
Biological process (GO): signal transduction
Cellular component (GO): nucleus; cytosol; perinuclear region of cytoplasm
Molecular function (GO): 3',5'-cyclic-AMP phosphodiesterase activity
Source: RefSeq, a predicted model, not a curated record
AUGUGGAUAGUUUGUUGUCGUAAACAAGAAAGAAAAAGAAAGAAAAUAAAAGAGAAUUUAAAAUUAAAACAAAAAGAUUCUAUUGAUUACCAUUGUAAAGAUGCUGAUCAUGAUGAUGAUAAUGAUAAUAAUGGGAUUAAUGAUCAUGAUCACGAUCAUAAUGAUGAAGAUAAACUUCAAAAUGAUAUAAAUAUACAUAUGAAACUAAAUAAUGAUUUAUAUGAUCAUACAGAAAAUGGUUAUUAUCUUAAACAAGAAAGAAGAAGUUUACCAGAUGUUGUGAUACCUUCAACAAAUUUAAUUAUCAAUCAUUCAUAUCAUAAUAAUAAUUCAUCCAUAAUACAAAGACCUAGUUUACAAACGGAUUAUAAAAUUGAACAUAGACCAACAAUCCUAUUAGAAAGUACAAUUCAAUUAGCUAAAUCAGAAAAUAUUGGUUUAGAUGAUAAUUUAAAUGAUAAUAAUAAUAAGAAUAAUAUAAAAUUAAAUAUGGAUAAUAAAGAUUUUAUAUUGAAUAAACGAAGAGCUCAUAGUUUGAUAUCAACUUAUCAACAACAAUUAAUCAAUAAUCAUAAAUUAUAUCAAUCAAGAAAAUCUGAUAUUUCACAAAAUCAUAAUAAUGAUCAUAAUCAGGAUGAAAAAAAAUUAGUUACUAAGAUGAAACUUAGUUUAUUUAAAAUGAAAUCAUUAAAACGUUUUCGUAAAUGUAAUAAAGAUCACUUCAAUACAAUUCAAUCACAUUCAUUAUAUAAUAUAAUAAAUGAUCAAACAAAUAUGAUGUCAACUAUAAAAGAUAAUUUAUCGAAUAGUUAUAAAAUGAAAUCUUCUAUAAAAUCUAUGAAACAAUCAAAAUUAUUUUCAUUAAAUAAAUCAUUGCAUGAUAAUAUGACAACAGUUAAGAAUGAGAAUAAUCCUGAUGAUAAAGAUUGUACUGAAUCAUUAGAUGAUAGUUUAGGACAAUUACCUAUUACAAAUAAUAAUUCUAUAUUCAAGCAUAUUCAUCAUCAACCACGUCAAAUAAUAAAACAUUCUGAUUUUAUAAAAUGUAAUAAUAUUGAUUAUUUAUCUAAUCAUUCUAAUCAUAAUCAUAAUAAUAUUGUAUUAAGACGUGGUUCACUUUGUAUUUUUAGUCAAAUUGAUGAACCGAUUGUAACACCAUUUGCUCAAAUAUUGGCUAGUUUAAGAAAAGUUCGAUUAAAUUUUAUUAUCUUAACAAAUGUGACAAGUACAAGAGAUUCACGAUUUGGAGCUGUUCAAUCAAUACAAUCUAAUGAAGAUGGAAAUAGUUCUUCACACUUAGGUUACAGUGGUAGUUGUAGUGGUGGACAAAAUAAGAUAACAGCUAGUGAAACAUUGGAAGAACUUGAAUGGUGUUUAGAAAGAUUAGAAAAUAUACAAACCCAUCGAUCUGUUAGCGAUAUGGCAUCGAGUAAAUUUAAGAAAAUGCUAAAUAAAGAAUUAAGUCAAUUCGCUGAUGCUGGUCAAAGUGGCAAACAAAUAUCCGAAUAUAUUUGUUCAACAUUUUUAGAUUCAAAAGAAAAUGAUCCAUUAACAACUACAAAUCAUCCAUCUAUGAUAUCACAUAAUAAUACACAUGGAAUAAUGUCGAAUAGUAUAAAUAAAGAUAUAAUAAUAAAUAAUCAUGAUAAUCUUUCUGAAAUGAAUACAUAUAAACCUUUAGAUAACAUAAAUAAUUCAGAAUCAACUGGUAUGUAUUUAUUUAGAACUGUUGAACCCGGUGAAACAAUUCAAACAACAGCAGCAACAACAACACUGACUGACAUUACUGAUGGUGAUACAAUGAUAGCAGUGACUAGUGAUAAUAACAGUAGUAAUAUUCCUAGCACAAUUAAAAGUACAACCGCAACAAUGGGAUCUACUAUAAUGAGUAAAUCAUUGUCGAAAUUAUCUUCCUCACUAUCAACAUUAUCAUUGAAAAUGAAUAGUAAUGUGAAUGUAAAUGAAAAUACUAAUAGUAAUGACAAUGAUAAUAAUAAUAAUAUAAUGAUUAAAUCUAGUGGAAAUUCUCAUAUCACAAUGUCAAUCCAUUCUUCUGGUACAUCACCUCCUCCUCCUCCUCCUCCUCCUCCUCCUCAAUCUCAUCAACAUCAUAGUGAAUAUGAUAAAAUCCAUUAUUCACAAACACAAAUUGUACCAUAUGUAAUAAAUUCAACAAAUCCAAAGAAACUUGAAGAUCUUCUAAAAACUUCCCUUGAUCUAUGGGGUAUUGAUAUAUUUGAAGUAGACCAACUUACUACUAAUCCACUAACGUGUGUAUUUUAUAAUAUUGUACAGAAAAGAAAUCUUUUGCAAAAAUUUGCUAUACCUGAACGUAAUCUACUUCUAUACAUGACUGCUGUUGAAGAGAAAUAUAACGAUAAUCCGUAUCAUAAUCGUGUUCAUGCAGCUGAUGUUGUACAGUCAACACAUGUAUUAUUAAAUGCACAAUCAUUAGAGUCUGUAUUUACAGAUUUAGAAAUUUUCACAGUACUAUUUGCAUGUGCUAUCCAUGAUGUCGGUCAUCCAGGGGUUACAAAUCAAUAUUUAAUUAAUACAAAUGAUCAAUUAGCAAUUCUAUACAAUGAUUCAUCUGUAUUGGAAAAUCAUCAUUUAGCUAUAGCAUUUUCUUUAUUAGGUCAACCAGGUCAUGAUGUUUUUGAGAACUUUCCACGUAAACAACGACUUAGUUCUAGACGUAUGAUUAUUGAUAUGGUUCUAGCUACAGAUAUGUCCAAACAUAUGAGUUUGUUAGCUGAUUUGAAAACAAUGGUUGAAACAAAGAAAGUUGCUGGAUCCGGUAUACUUACAUUAGAAAAUUAUAUUGACAGAAUGCAGAUUUUACAAAAUAUGGUACAUUGUGCUGAUUUAAGUAAUCCAGCUAAACCAUUAGAUUUGUAUAGACAAUGGACUAAUCGUGUUAUGGAAGAACUUUUUCAACAAGGUGAUAAAGAACGUGAAUUAGGCAUUGAAAUAAGUCCGAUAUGUGAUCGAAAUACAGCAACUAUUGAAAAAUCACAGAUCAGCUUUAUUGAUUACAUUGUUCAUCCAUUAUGGGAAACAUGGUCGGAUUUAGUUUAUCCAGAUGCACAAACUAUUUUAGAAACAUUAGAAGACAAUCGUGAAUGGUAUUAUAAUCAAAUUAAUGAGGAGAAUAAUAACAAUAAUAAUAAUGAAGAAAAUGAUGAAUGAAUAAAUUGAUCAAAACCACUAAAACACAUCAUGUGUAUAUACACUUAUUUGAAUUCUGCAUUUCUGAACUGGAUUUAUUUCAAAUAAUAUAUCAUUUAUUGAUCAUUCAAUUGGAAUUGUUUCCCUGUUCCCAUACAUUUUCACACAGAUUUUCUUUUUCAUAAUGAUUAUUUUUAAUUAGUGAUGAAUAAGCUUACCUCUCUCUCUCUCUCUUAUAUGUUAAAUGAAUAGCGAUAUCAUAAAACACAUAGAAACAAUUAACAUUGCAGAUAUAUAUAUAUAUGUUGAUGUACAUUGAAAUUUUAUGAUCUUUUAUUGAAAAUCUAGUAUUAUUUACCAUUUUAUAAUCUGGUUUCAUCCUCUAUUGUAUUCAAUAUGUUUAUGAAUAAAUAAUCAAAAAAUAUCA